Linum trigynum is the source of this 789-nucleotide messenger RNA. The record is from the annotation of a GenBank genome assembly. NCBI's taxonomy places the organism in Eukaryota, Viridiplantae, Streptophyta, Magnoliopsida, Malpighiales, Linaceae.
CCGUUAACGGAGGCCGUUAAGUGAUGACGUGGCAAAUGGAAAAUCCUAGUCAACUCAAUUUAACACUAAAAAAUGAUGACCCGACCCGACACGUCAAUACAAACGGAGAGAGCAGGGGAAUGUCUCUGCUUCACCCCUUCCUUCUUCCCUCCGCCGCCGCCGCUACAUUUAAUCAGGAUAUCGUGAUGGAUCCCUGUCUCACAGAAUUGAGCUUGAGUGGAGUACAGGGUGUUCCGGAACAAUGCUCCUGCCGCGAAAUCAAGCUCGAUUUUGCCGCGGCGCCCGGCGCCGCCUUCAACAACUUCCUGGAUAAAAUGGCGGAUUCAUCGGCCAGAUUUGCCGAGGAUGAGUACAAUUUCGGAAUCGACAACUACGACGACAUAGAACCCAUCGAGGGGAUCGGGGCCGGCGGUGUCGUAGCGGGCGGAGGAGAGAUCCCAGUAGACAUCGAAUUUGGAAUGGGGGUGAUCAAUUGACCGGUUGGCCUUCUUCUUGCGGAAGAGGUCGGAGCUGGUGUUGAGCUUGAAGGUGGAUGACGAGCCGGUGGAGAUGGUGAGCCAGUCUGCGGCCCAUGUGACGGACAAGAGGAGGGGCUUCUUGUGGGAGGAGGAGAGGGUGAUUCAGUAGAGGGAAAAGACGACAUUCUGGACGGAAGGGGUGGAAGCGGCGGAGGAAGAAGCAUCAACGGCGGUUACAGGGGUGGAGAUCACGGCAGCGGCGGAGGAGGAGCAGGAGAAGGAGUAGUGAUGAUGGGUUUGUUGUUUAGAGGCGACGUUGAUGGCAUUUUCG